AUGUUUUGGGGGAAAAGCGAGAGUGCAAGUGAUCAGGAGUAUGUGCUGAAAGUUUUGACAGCUGCUGGGUAUACGGAAGGGUCUGGCUUCCGGAACGUGGAUGUGAACUCGGAGACCCCGCUUGAGUUUGAGACAGAAUGGGCAAAAGUUCAGUUGAUUGUGAGAAUUAGAGAUUUUGAAGCCGAUGAUUCUGGUGAAUCUGGAAAUUCUGAUAAUCUAGACAAAGCUAAGGUUUCCGAGGAUUCGGAGAAUUCCAAUUGCUACUUUGAUGUUCACAAGACCUCUAAAUUCUCCAUUGAGAUCCGCUUGCUAUUCCUCAAAGACACCCCUGGUGACCUUCUUCUUUUUGGGAACGACUUCGAUACUCCAAUUCGGGAUUUCUUACCCUACGGACUGACAUCAAUGGGGCUCAAAGUCUUGAAAUGGGUCGAUCCAAGCGUGGAAGGCGAUCUAUACGCAGACAGACCGUAUCUGUAUGGAAAGGCCUUGGGCAGCUUCAACCGAAUCUGCGUUGCUGAAUCCCCCGCAGAAGUUGCCGGAAAUUGGGAUGAGAAUCUUUCUAAUGCGAGCACAGAUUCGCUGGAUAUUCCUGCAGAUCCUGUCAAAAGGCAGUAUUUUUUUGCAGCUAAGGAAAAUCUGGAGAAAUUCCAGUUCCAAAAGGGCAAGGUAUACGCCUUUGACUUCACGAACGACUACAUAUCUCUGGGCCACGGAAAAUUCAAUCUGGCGCUUCCUGGAGGAUUUGAGUUGAAUCUGGCAAGUUAUUUGCAAUCUUUUGUAACUGCUCAGGGCGAUAACGAUGCUGCUGCUAAUUGGACUCUUAAGCUGAAGGAUCCAGACGGAAAAGAGGGAGCCGAAUCAGGUGUCCCUCUUUUAAUGAUCAAGUUUAGACUGGAACCCAAAGCCGGUGAUGAGCUAGACUGA
Messenger RNA from Kuraishia capsulata CBS 1993, 924 nucleotides. RefSeq lists its product as uncharacterized. Bases 1 to 924 code for a protein of 307 amino acids. Lineage: Eukaryota; Fungi; Ascomycota; Pichiomycetes; Pichiales; Pichiaceae. The record is from RefSeq and is a predicted model, not a curated record. The transcript has a single exon.